Molecule: messenger RNA, 597 nt
Organism: Schizophyllum commune H4-8
Lineage: Eukaryota; Fungi; Basidiomycota; Agaricomycetes; Agaricales; Schizophyllaceae
Exons: 3
Source: RefSeq, a predicted model, not a curated record
AUCUCCCCCGACGUGGUCAGUCACUAGCCUCGCUCGCUCGGGCUGUCUACGUGACUACGGACGAGGGGGCUACUGGACUACGUACGAGGGGGCUACUCGAGUACGAACGAGGGGCUACUCGACUACGUACGAGGGGGCUACUCGACUACGAACGAGGGGCCUACUGGACCACCUCCGCUACCCCACGACAACUACCCUACCCGGCCCCCAUGUCGAACGCGACCGGCCGACGUUGAACACGACCGGCCGAUGUCGAACCCCACCCCUCGCGCGGACCCCACCCUUCGUGCGGACUUCAAGUCCCACCCUCGCACGGACCCCACCCCACCCACCCUUCGCCACCGACCCCUACUCUCCCCACCGCCGCCGACUCCGACUGGGACCGCACCGAAGACGACUGACCUCCUUCGACCGACGUCUGACCCCCUUCGACUAGACGUCUGACCCCCUUCGACUAGACGACUGACUCCCUUCGACCGACGACUGACCCCCGCCGCGCUUAGUAAGCUCGGCCGCGCGCGUCGUCGUGCUAGAAGGGGAGGGGAGAGGGUAGGUGGGAGGGGGGGGAGGGAGUUAGCACGAAGGGAGGGGGGCGAG